Stomoxys calcitrans (stable fly) is the source of this 4402-nucleotide messenger RNA. RefSeq lists its product as uncharacterized. The record is from RefSeq and is a predicted model, not a curated record. Gene Ontology annotation, biological process: regulation of transcription by RNA polymerase II. The transcript is spliced from 8 exons. Lineage: Eukaryota; Metazoa; Arthropoda; Insecta; Diptera; Muscidae. Gene Ontology annotation, molecular function: DNA-binding transcription factor activity; RNA polymerase II cis-regulatory region sequence-specific DNA binding. The coding region runs from base 620 to 4264 and encodes 1214 amino acids.
GCUACGGCAUGCAUGCCAGUCAGAAUAUGCCUUACCGAACAUGGUCAUAUAAAAGCCUUUGUUGAAAGUUGCAGUACCAAUGAAGAUAGCAGUGGGUCAAGAUUAGCAUCACCUUCUGUGCUGUAUAGAUCUAUCUACCUCAUCUAUAUAUGACGUUACUAGUGAGGCAUAACUAAAACGUAUGAGGGCAGCAGUCAACUCUAACCGGUCUCGGCACGCAAUAACUAUGAGCACCCCACAGGAUGGAACUUUGAACUCCGUUCUCCGAUGAACAGAGAAACUCAGUGAAGGCUACCAGACUCGACCACAGGUUACGGAUAUUGGAAUGCUCCAUAGGCAUACAGAGAAGUUGCAAUUGCAGUAGCGGACAAUCAGCGGUAUCGAGUGGAGAGAAGUCAGGCGACACCGGCUCUUGCUUAAAUAUUGAGUACCUGUGAAAUUCUAUAUCUAUGUAUCAGAUACAUUUUAAGUUGUUUAGCCGUUGUGAAUUUAAUUUUAUACAUCCGGUUAACAGAGUUGAAUUUUUGCACAAACUGCUGCUCAAAUUGUUAUUAUGUUACAACCCCAACUGAACACACACCUUCAGCAAAUGUAAACAAGCAAGUUGAAUACAGUUAAAAUGGGCUCAGACCAACAAAGUAACAAAAAAUGUGGCGAAAUUUUGAUAAAUAUUAAAAAGAAUAAUAAAACCAAGAGCUAUACAUUUAAAUGCGAAUUUUGUAAUACAAGUUGUGGCCAACUAAAAAAAUUUUCCCUGCAUCUCGAGGAAAAACAUUCUGUAGAAAUAUUAGAUGAACCAAUGCCUUUUUUGAAAGAAGCCAAAGUUGAGGAAGGCAACUUGUCCUUUUCCCCCGAAACGGAAGUCAAGAUAGAAUUAAUGGAAGAAAUUGAACAUGAUACUAUCGAAAAGAUUGAUGAAAGUAAAACUUACACCGUUGAAUAUCUAGAUCCAUUGGCGGCUGAGGCAGAGUCCAUAGCUUUGAAAUACCAGCAUGAAAGCGAAGAAUAUGAAGAAAGUGUAGAUGAUUCCACUUCUUCUGAGAGCGAGAAUGAUUAUGAGGGAAAUAAAGACAAGGUCACCAUUAAGGAAGGACAUGCAACAACCAACUCUGAAGACACUGAAACACCUACAUCUACAAACAAAUUGCAAUGCAAUGUCAAUGAAACAGAGUUAACAGUGUGCAUAUUAAAAGCUUUGGAGAAACAACCUGCUCUAUGGGAUGUCAAGAGCCGCUCACAUAAUAAAAUUAUACGACAAGCUCGAUUCCAAGAUAUAGCCAAUGAAAUUAAUGAAAACCUAAAAAUUCAGAUAAAAUGGGAAUUUGUUAGAAAUCAUGUUAAGGAUUUACGCACUUCCUAUUCAUAUGAAUAUGAUAAACAAAAGAAGGGAGAAAAUUAUGAGAUGCCUUGGUAUUCGGAGCAUAUGGGAUUUCUUAAAGAAAAUAUAGAAGCUUUAAUAAAACAUCGAUUCAAGAAGAAAAAGUAUAAACGUUUGAAAACUUUGGAUGACGCUCACAUACCAAUUUUUAUUGAAUGCUAUAAAAAUUGUGAAAUUCUGUGGCAGGUGAAUAACAUCAAUUUUGUUUUGAAAACCAAGAAAACCGAGACGCUUAAACAAAUGAUACAAGAGCUAAAGACCAAACACAAUGUAGACAUUAAUCUGCAGGAUAUGCAAAGAAGUCUGGACUAUAUAAAUCGCCUUUACUCCGAAGAUAGAGGCAAACAAUUACAGUGUGAAAUUGAAAAAAAGGAAUUUAAACCAAAUUCGAAAUACUAUCACCAACUCUCCUUUCUUAGUGAAAGUCAGGGUCCCUUUUUAUGUUGCCACUGCCAAGAAAUUAUAACAAAAUUUGAAAAAUAUCAUAUUCAUGUGUCGGAACACACAAAAGUUGUGCCAUUCAAAUGUGCCCUAUGUGAAGUGAGAUUCAAGAAGCUUUCCAAAUACAUUGUGCAUGCCAAACGUCAUUUGGGUUUGCAUAAAUAUCACUGUGAUAUUUGCGGCAAGGGCUACCAGUUUCGAUCCGAAUUGGAAUGGCAUGUCAGACAGCAUACGGGAGAGGAGCCAUAUUUGUGUGAAAUUUGCGGUGCCAGCUUUCGUUCCCAAAAUAGUUAUGAUAAUCAUAUACGCAGACAUGAGAAACGAUUUCGUUAUGAAUGCCACAUAUGUAAACAUGGCUUUAAUCAUCCCCAUAAAUUGAAAUCCCAUGUUAAGGCACAUCUCAAUAUACGUGACAUUUUGUGCAAUGUCUGUGGCAAAGGUUUUACAGCCAUGAAUCAUUUGAGACGACAUCAACAAAUACACUCGGGCAUAAAGCGUUACAAAUGCGAUGUUUGUGAAAAAGCCUUUGCACAGGAUGCCGGUUUGCGAGCUCAUCGAAAACAACAUGAUGCAGUGGAAGGUCCAAAGAAUGGUGGGAGGAAGCGAAGAUACAAUUAUGAUAAACCCUUCCAUGGAUAUCUUUGGAUUUUCCAAACUAUUUUAUAUAUAAAAAUGAAUAAAUACAAGGACUACAUUAAAUGUGGAGAGAUUUACAAGUCACCCUCCAUUAAUCCCAAGGAAGAAGAAUAUGUUUUCAAGUGUUUGUGUUACAACGAAGAACAUUAUAUUAAUCUUGAAAAGUUUAUACUACCACUAUGCAGCAAUAUUAUUAACAAUGAUAAGCUGCUGUACAGAGAUACAUCACACUGCAUCCUUGCAGCAUCAGAUAGCCAAAAUGAAAAACCUAGUGAAGAUGUUGAAAUCAAAUAUGAAGAUAUUGCGAAAGUGGAUGUGGAUCCUUUGAAUAUUUUAAAAAUUGGCUCUUUGGAGGACAGCAAACAAUUAACUGAGAUCAAGGAGGAAUUCCCAUUGGAAGAACCUGAGUGUUUAAUUGAUACCAAAGCAGAGGAAUCACUAAAUGAAGGUCAUUUAUCUAACGACUCGGAAAAUGAGGAAUAUGGCAAUGAAUUGGACUCUGACAAUGAUUCUCUAGCUUCGGAUGAUAGCAAUUCUCCUUUAUUUGUUCAUAAUUUUAUCAAAUCUAAACGUAAUGUGAUGGCUUUGAUUGAGGCAUAUAAAAAUCAACCCCAAUUAUGGAAUCAAAAAUAUCCCCAGUUCGCUUUGAAAAAGAAACAUGACAAAUACCUGGAAGAGAUACGCGAAGAAUUAAAGAAACAAAUGAAUCUAUCAUUGACAUGUUCUUUAAUAUCAGCAGUUAUAACAUAUUUGUGUCGUAAAUAUCGACAAGAUUUGAAAAGAUUAAGAUUAACGGAAUUGCAUGAAGAAAGACCAGAUGAUAAGAAUCCACCUUCCUGGUUCUUCAUGCACUUGGAAUUCUUAAAACCAAUUGUUGAAAAAACUUUAGUCAAGACUUUGAAUUCUUCGCGAAGGCCCAACUUGGAGCAAGAACAAAUUAUACAAAUGCUGGACAUCUAUAGGAGAUUACCCUAUCUUUGGAAUACCAAUCUUAUUGAAAAUGUUUGUAAAAAUAAACGUCUUGAGGCUUUGGCUCAAAUGCGCAACAUGGUUGAAACUGAAAUGCAGCUGAAACUUAGUGAAAAUUUACUCAAAAACAAUAUACUCUUCUUUCACAAUCAUUUCACAAAACUGAAGCGUUUAUUGAUAAUAGAAGGUAAAACUCCCAAAAAUGAUAUCUACUACAAAAGUAUGGAAUUUCUACACGAUCAUGUGGGACCUUUCAAGUGCCAUGAAUGUUCCCAAGUAUUUAAAAGUCCUUUAGCGUUUAAAGUUCAUAGAUCCCAACAUGAUGGAUUGGCAGCCAUAAGGUGCUCAUUGUGCAAUAAGGCCUACAAUACUUCCGGUCCCUAUAUAUCACAUGCCAGAAGACAUUGUGAAGAUCUAAACGAGGAGUGCAAACAGUGCGGCAAAAAGUUUCUAAUGGUCAGCGAUUUGAAAAUACACAUGCGUUCUCAUACCGGAGCCCAGCCCUAUUGUUGUGAAAUUUGUGGUGUUUCCUUUCGUCACAGUACCUCGCUGAAUGUGCAUCGAAGGCGUCAUGAAAAACAAUAUUUACACAAAUGUCCCAUAUGCUCCAAGGGUUUCUACAAGAAGGAUAGAAUGAAUGAUCACAUAAGAUCCCAUAACAAUAUACGUGACUUUGCUUGCAAAAUAUGUGGCAAAGCUUUCAAGACUAGAAAAACCCUAAAACAACAUGAGGUCAUACACAAUGAUUCGCGGAAUCAUGUUUGUUCCUUGUGCGGUAAAGCAUUUAAACUCAAAGUUGGCCUACUACAACAUAUGCGAACGCAUGGGGGACAUUUAUGAAGCAAUUAUAAUACCUUGAAGUAUUAUUGUAAAGGUCUAAGAUUUGAAAUAAAACAAAAUUAUGUGUGCAUAUAUUAUUUUAAAUCAUAGAAUGUAUGUACAUGCAUAAAAUAAAUUGUAUACAUGUUAUUUUUUGGU